Molecule: messenger RNA, 666 nt
Organism: Raphanus sativus (radish)
Lineage: Eukaryota; Viridiplantae; Streptophyta; Magnoliopsida; Brassicales; Brassicaceae
Exons: 3
Coding region: 1-666 (221 amino acids)
Source: RefSeq, a predicted model, not a curated record
AUGGCGGUGUAUAUAUUUAAAGAGCUUCCUGGCCAGCAAAAGAAAGAGAACGAGGACAAUGAUGAGAAUAUGGGAACGUAUGAAGGGAGAUACACAGGAUUAGGCUACGUUAACAAGAAGAAAAAAUCAGAGAGAUGGUUCAGAAGCUCCAUCUCCAACACAAGAAAAUUCUUCCAGAAAACCAUCGACAACUUCAAAUCAUUUUUCUCCAACAAUGCUACCUAUCACAAACUACCUAAAACACCUAACAAUACCUCUAUCAACGAUCAUCAUCAUCAAAACCCAAAAAACAUUAUAUCAUCAUCAUCGACAUCAUCCGUACCUAAGCAGUUACAGCCUAAAUCCAGAGACUAUGUGACCGAAAACAGUGCUUUGGCUCAACCACCGAGAAGAGGAGACAGAAAUGAGACUCUCUUUUCGAAACCAAAGGUUGAGCUUAUUCUCCGAAAGCUACAAGAGAUGGAGGAGAUAAUGAAUGGUGAUAUAAUAAAUGAUGAGGAACAUGUCUUAGAUGUUCGGGAGAUCCUCGAUUGCUACUCUCGUCUUCGUUGCGCUGCUUACCUCGAUGUGGUUGAAAAGUUUUUUAUUGAGGUCUACUCUGAUUUGUUUAGCACUCAACCUCUCGAGCACACGACUAGCGUGGCCGUUCAAUCACGUUACCCUUAA